AUGUUCAAUAGGUGCUGGUAUGGUCCACCACCAAGUUUUGAUUUAAUGGAAAUACAAGAUACUUUAUUUUGUUUAUUUGGUUAUAAUAUAAGUGAUCAAUUUGUAACAUUAAAAAAAUCAAUAGAUUAUUUUCAUAAAUAUAAUAGAUUUAUUUUUGUUCAAGGUAGUAAAAAAACAGAAUUUCUUGAGGAAUAUUUAAUGAAAUGUUUUGAUGAUUUUGAAUUUUUAUCACAAAAUAAAAUUAAUGAUUGA
Messenger RNA from Rotaria sordida, 252 nucleotides. The record is from the annotation of a GenBank genome assembly. NCBI's taxonomy places the organism in Eukaryota, Metazoa, Rotifera, Eurotatoria, Philodinida, Philodinidae.